AUGAGUCUAGUUACUGAAGGAAUUCGGCCUCCCAGCCAAGCCGCCGGAACAGCGACGGCCGAACCAGAAGGCAUCCCGCUGGCGCAGCUUCAGCAAAUCAGCAUCAACACGAACAGAAAACAACACCACCUUUGCUUGGGAAUCAACCUGCGUUUUGACCUUCAGCGUCUUCGUCCCUGCAUGAGGUUUGACCUUUUCCCCACAUAUCUCAGCCCGGCGUUGAUCCUCAAGCACCGUGCUCAUUCACGUUCCAUCGUCUUCAUCCAAAGGAUGCCUCAGUUGGAGUUCAGCGUUGCAUGCAACAACCUGGUGGCCUCAAGCCAGGAUAGGAUGCCUAAUUCGGUGGUCCACGUGGCGGUGGUGGACCCCCAUAAGGAUCACCCGGUCUCCCUCGCCUGCACGGAGAUAGUUGAGGCAAGCAAAGACCCGUGCUUUCUGACCGGGGUGACCUUCCCCCCGGACCGUCCCGCCACUCCAGAGAUGGUCGUCAAGCUGACGGUGUAUGAUGUGAAGGACAAGCGGCAGGAAGCUGGCAGUUUCCUGGGUAGUGUCACGUUCUCUGUGGGCGAUCUGCUUCGAGCCAAAGAUGAACGACUGUCCUUGAGUCUCAGGUCAUCUGAUGGUGGGUGCGCAACCGGAACAGUGGUGGUGAGCCGACUGAAGAUGGGGGAGAUGGAGGAAGCGGAGCAUAUCACCGCCGAUGUACCGUCCCAGAAGUGUCCCUUAGUGUGCGAGUCUGGGUCCCACAGUUGCGUGGACAGAGACCUCCUUCUGACUGGACCAGUGUUCACCAACCCGGUAUGCAAAGUGUACAGGUUCCAAACAGUGGACAGCAAGUGGAUGCUGGUGCGCGAGCAAAUGGAGGAGUGCACGUUGUCCUUCAGCAUACCUAAGCAGCUGCUCUCGCUCUACGUGCAAGAGGACAUGAGCAGGGUGCAGGAUCUGAAGGAGCUAGGCGAACUUUCUCCACACUGGGACAACCUACGGAAGGAGGUGAUAGCGCGAUACGGCGGCAUCAUCGCAUCAUACCAGGAGACGCUGGCGGAAAUGGAAAAAAUUAGCGGUCCGUCUUUCAAGCCGAGUUGCUGCAAAGCUCAGAAAUCCCUGGAGUUCCUCCCAAUCAACCUACACACUCAGAGGAUGAGAGUGACGUGCCCCAGAAAGACAGACGCUUCAUACGACAUUGUGACAGCGGGCGCCCCCGCCGCACACUUCCAGGGCUUCAAAGGCGGCGGUCUGCAGCGGCUCCUCAGCAGAUAUGAAGCUGAAAAGAAAAGCUUCAGCACGGCGUAUCAGUGUAUCUACUACUCGCCCGAGCAUACGGCCAGAGCUCAGGAGGUUCUGAGUAGCGUGGGCCUCCUCCAGCCUCUCAUCGGUAGCCUCGCCGACCAACUGCUGCACGCCGCACAUGAGCGUUCCUCUCCUGGCCUGCGGGAGGCGCUCAAGAACCUCACGGACAAGACGGAGCAAUUUGUCCACACCCUCAAGGACGAGUUGGUGAAGUGCGCCCUGUUGGCGCUGCACGCCGCCCAGCCCGGCUACGUUUCCGAAAACCAGAAGGGCGGCGACCCCGGUUCUGUUCGGACGGCGUCGCCGUCACCUGACGAUAACAACGAGGUCACGUCGUGCAACAACGUGGACGGGAAGCGAGGACAAGAUGCUAUACCGCACCACAAAGAGUACGACGAGGAGGAAUGGGACAGAAUUUGGGCCAGCGUGGCCAAGCGCCUCAACUGUGUGGUGGCCAUGGUGGACCAGCUGGCCGAGCAGGACCGCAAGCAGGAGCGGGCCGGCACUGAUGAACAGAACCAAUUAGCCGACGUCAUCACCUCACACAAUCCUGGCGACUGGCGGGAGCAGCUGCGCCCCCUGGUGGCCAGGUUGAAGGAGUGCGUGACGCAGGUGGUGGAGAAGGCAAAGAGGGCCGUCACCUUUGUGCUCCUGCAGGAGGCCGCCUGCAGCAUCCCUAUGGGCGUCGUUCUCCAGCAGAGGAGGGACGUCGUCUUCAGUCAGGCUCUGGCAGUGUUGUCGUGCGGUUUCGUCAUGCGCCUUUACGCUGGAAUGCAGGACAAAGGUUUUCUGAGACAGCUCCACCUGGUCGGCCUGGUGGCCCAGUUUGAAAGCCUGCUCAGCACCUACAGCGAGGAGAUCGGCAUGCUGGAGGACAUGGAAGUGGGCGUGGCCGACCUCCAGAGGGUGGUGUUCAAGGUCACCCGCGCCCGGACCGACCACCUCAGUGACCUUCAGCCCGUGGUGCGAGGCAGACGGGACCACUUCACGGUGGAGGUUCCGCUGCCAGGCCCCGCCUUCCAGAACAUGCCGGAGGAAAUCAAGGAAGGCCGACCCCUACGCGUGUUCCCGGUGCUUUUUAACGUCGGCAUCAACGAGCAGCAAACCAUCGCCGAGAGGUUUGGAGACAUUUCCCUCCAGGAGAGAAUCAACCAGAAGAACUUUGAGACGCUGGAGUGUUAUUACAAAACGCUGAGCGAAAAGGUGCCACGUGAAUGUCUACCGUGUUUCCAAAGUCAGACUGACGUCAAAGAACUACUUGAAACCCUGGGCCAGAAUGUAGUCGCUAAGCGGAGGAAGAAUGUGGAGAUUCUGUGGAGCGCCGCGGCGAUUUGCCGACGCGUGAACGGCAUCAGGUUCACCAGCUGCAAAAGUGCCAAAGACCGGACGUCCAUGUCCGUCACGCUGGAGCAGUGCGCCCUCUUACGUGACGAACACCAGCUCAGCAAGGACUUCUUCAUUCGCGCGCUGGACUGUAUGCGGAGUCGGCUGUCCCACGGCGAGGUGGGGUGCGGGGAGGACCCCGAGGCAGGCGCGGCGGCGGCCGAGAGCAAACCGACGUCGCGUCACUUUUACCCCAUCGCCCUGCUCCUCGUCAGUUCCCACCUGCUGGUCGUCUGGCUCAUUUUAAGUCUGGUUUUUCUGCUGGCAAAGUAUCAAUAA
Molecule: messenger RNA, 2952 nt
Organism: Nerophis lumbriciformis (worm pipefish)
Lineage: Eukaryota; Metazoa; Chordata; Actinopteri; Syngnathiformes; Syngnathidae
Source: RefSeq, a predicted model, not a curated record